Portunus trituberculatus (swimming crab) is the source of this 1781-nucleotide messenger RNA. Its product is annotated as spondin-2-like. Gene Ontology annotation, biological process: cell adhesion. Bases 96 to 1415 code for a protein of 439 amino acids. Gene Ontology annotation, cellular component: extracellular matrix. The transcript is spliced from 7 exons. The record is from RefSeq and is a predicted model, not a curated record. NCBI's taxonomy places the organism in Eukaryota, Metazoa, Arthropoda, Malacostraca, Decapoda, Portunidae.
CUUGGCCAGUGACGCACGCACGCACCAUCAGUCUCACUCACUCACUCACUCACUCACACACACACACACGUUCCCCGCCGGUAUACCUUGACAAAAUGCCCUUAAAAACACUUCUAUGGGUGUGUUUAUGCGUAGGAGUGUCUGGAGGAGGAGGAGGAGGAGGAGGAGGAGGAGGUGAAGGAGGUGAAGAGAGAUGCGAUGGAAGAGGCCUCGCUGUGUAUAAACUUGAAUUAAAAACCUCUUGGGCUCCCGAUGUGUUUCCCAAGCAGUAUCCUGAGUGGAGACCGCCGGCUCAGUGGUCCAAAAUCGUAGGCAGGUCCCACAACGCCUCGUACCAGCUGUUUAGUGUGGGCCAAGUCGCCACGGAGGGAAUCAAGCAGUUUGCGGAGACAGGGGAGAGCUCUGUGAUUGAGAGAGAGAAGCAGGAAGGUCUUGGUGUGCUGGACCAGUUUACCGCUCCGCCUGUUCUCCGCGGAGUGGGUGAGACGAGUGCCCAGCUGUUUGUAGACGGGAAUCAUUCUAGGGUGUCACUAAUCUCCCGCGUGGUGCCUUCCCCUGACUGGUUCAUUGGCUUGGACAGCUUCAAUCUUUGCCAUGAGGGAAGCUGGAGGGAAUCUGUGGUCAUUGAGGUGGACCCUCUCGAUGCAGGCACGGACAAUGGGUUCACCUUCACCUCACCUAACUGGCCCACCAUCCCCAGAAAACCCAUCACAAGAAUCACAGCCCAGUCACCAAAUCACCCGGCAAACUCGUUCUUUUACCCAGACAGAGAGAGACACCCGCCCAUCGCUGUCAUUCGUCUGUUCAAGAUCAAGGAAUACAGCCUGACCAAAGUCUUCACCCCAGCCAGCGUCACACCAGAACACUUUGCCAGAAACUUAGGAAGAAGACGACCACGCCCACACCACAGAAACACGGGCGUCCAGGAGGAAACACGUGUGGAAACUGAAGAACCCGGACACAACACCACCCAAGUAAACGCGGGGGAAACAGAAAACGGGAUCUUAGCGCAGAAUGAAGUUGGUGGCAGCGGUGGGAUGAGCGUGGGGCAGGGGGAGGAAGAGGCGGGGAGCAACUCUGGCGGGAUUAAGACACUGCUGAACACAAUCGUGACCAAAUACAAGAAGAAGUACAGAAAGAACAGGCGAGGGAGGAAGAGCGGUCAGAGGAGACAAGGAGGAGGACGCAGGAGAAGAGUUGGAGAUAGACGACGCAUGAGGGCGCCGAGAGACUGCAGAGUGACGGAGUGGGCAGAAUGGUCUCCUUGCAGCAAAACGUGUGGCAUUGGAGAGCAGGUGCGGACAAGGGCGGUGCUGCGGCAGUCACGGCGAGGCGGCAGGGCGUGUCCAUCCCUUCAGGAGACAACUUGGUGCGGAUCCUACAGAGAUUGUGACCUGCCCCACUUCGCCUGGUAAAGAAGAAGGAGGAGGAAGAGGAGGAGGACGAGGAAGAAGAUGAAGGAAAUUUAUGAGAAAGAGGAGGAGGAAGAAUAGGAGGAUGAAGAUGAUGGUUAAAAUUUAUUAGAACGGGGAGGAAGAAGAGGAGGAGGAAGAGGAAGAUGAUGGAAAUUUAUGAGAAUGAGGAGGAGGAGGAGGAAGAUGAUCGUUAAAAUUUGUAAGAACGUGGAGGAAGAAGACGAGGAGGAGGAAGAUUAUAUAAAUGAAUGAAAACGAGGAGGAGGAGGAGGAAGAGGAGGAAGACUCGCGCACCUCCAUACGUUCUUCCCUCUGUUCUCUCUAAUUAUGAAGGGUGUGUUUUUAUUAUUGGAGUUAUUUGUGCCA